Messenger RNA from Sabethes cyaneus, 3966 nucleotides. It is a transcript of the gene sas, whose product is annotated as putative epidermal cell surface receptor. Gene Ontology annotation, molecular function: protein binding. The record is from RefSeq and is a predicted model, not a curated record. Bases 1 to 3966 code for a protein of 1321 amino acids. Lineage: Eukaryota; Metazoa; Arthropoda; Insecta; Diptera; Culicidae. The transcript has 9 exons.
AUGGGAAAGUCUAACCACCGAUUGUUACGGCUGAUUCGGUUGAUAGGAUUACAGUGCAUCGUGGUUUCAGUUUGCGCCGCGCAGGGCAGUAGUGAAGAUAUUUUAACGACAACAUCCGAAACAAGCACAACUCUCGCAAACGGGCCCGAUGAGUCAAGCUCCCUCACGUCGCUGGCUGUUGUUCCUCUUACCAAACCAAUCAAUAACAAAAAUGAAACGACAACCAAAGAAUCGGUAGUGGCCAACGGUGGCAGCCUCUCUUCGACGCAGAACCCCGUCAGCCAGGAGUCAUCUUCACACCUGGCAACGUCAUCGGAAUCCGACAUGAGUGAGGCAAUCACCAGUGCGGAGAUGCAUUCGACCGAAAAACCGGUUCUGCUUCACGUUCAGACUGCGGCCGAAGCCAACAACGACCGUAAUCCGGAUAGUUCCCCCUCCAUACUGGACCACUUUGUCCCGAUGGGAGAAAGUUCGUCGGAAGAAUUACUCAAGAUGAGCGAUAUGAGAUCAUCUGGAGAAGCGGUACCCCAAGGCCGCUCGAUUGGCUUUGGUGUAGAUGGACCAAUUAAUUUCGUCACUGCCCCUGACCUGGCCACAACUGCGACCAGUAAGGUUCCGACUACUGAGAGCCCUGCUACCACCAUGGGUUACGACAAAAAGUUGCAUACGGAACUUGCUGACCUUUCGGAUAUUAGCAUGGAAGAUGAGGAGAGCGAUAGAGCGGAAGGUGCAAAACAUAGUAGCGAAGAUGAGGCCGAACGAAGCCACCGCAACACGACCAUUAGUCACAUGAUGGUGCCACAUUCAGCCGGACGGGAUCUGACGAUGAUGGUCGUCGAUGAGUGCAUCUACAAUGGCGUCGAAUACAAGACGAACCAGACCGUGGACCGGGACUGCGAGGAACGGUGCACCUGCGAGGAGGACGGCAAAUGGCGCUGCGAACCGCGCUGUGCGAGGCCAUUCGUGAAACGGGGGAAAACGCUACCGGACCCGAGCUGCUUCGAAAGCCCCUCCAAGACGGACGAAUGCUGUGCCAUGCUGGUAUGCGGCAGUGCGUCGGAGCGGCUUGUCGAUGGACGAUCGGAACAUAUCGGCAAUUCUACGGACAAAAUCCCGACGACAUCGACAGCGAUCGUCACGAGUUGCAUUUAUCGCAAUCAAUCGUACAACGUCAACGCGAAGGUGGAGAUUGGUUGCGAGAAGAUCUGCACCUGUAACAGUGAAGGUGAACUAGAUUGCGUGCCCCGAUGUCCUACUAUGAACGAGACCCGCUCCGAGCACUGCGUAACCGUUCCUGAUCCUAACGAUGCCUGCUGCAAUCGGGAGUUUUGUGACGUGAUUCUCGAUGACCACGAACAGAACAGUGCACUAAUGAUGGUAGCGCCGCCAUCGUCUACAACCACCACAGCCACCAGUACCGAUAAGAACGAUUUUAUUGGAGAAUUCGAUCAGUGCGAGUACAAGGGGAAAAUGUACACCAAAAAGCAACAAUUUCACGAUGAAUGUAAUGCCUUGUGCUUGUGUACAGACGCCGGGGUACACUGUGCCAAAAUUGAAUGUCCCUCGCACUUUGGCUUGGAUGUUCUCGAUCCCCAUUGUCUACGCUGGGAACCGGAUCCAGCAACAUUUCGCGCGAUCGCACCACGCUGCUGCCCAGAACGCAUGAGGUGUGUAGAUAAUGGAACUUGUAUAUUCAAAGGUCAGCCUUUUGACAAUUGGUCGGAGAUUCCAAGCAAUUUAACCGGUUGUGAUCAGCAUUGCUAUUGUGAAUCGGGAAAGGUAGAAUGUCGACCUGCUUGUCCUCCCGUUCCGGCGAUGCCUCCACCCAGCUUGCCUUGCAAUCCGAGAAUGGCACGGCUGGCUCCGCUUCCUGAUGACGACUGCUGCAAACAUUGGACCUGCUCCAGCGGGGAGCCAGCGUUAACGGGUAAUGACGUUCUCAAACCGCUCCUGAUGCCAGAUACUAUCAAUCAAUUUCUCCCGACAAAGUCACCGAAAAGCGAUAAAGGAGAGAAGCCAAAACCGGAAAAAGAAGCAGAAACCUCAAAAGAUAGCCCACAUGUUCCGUUCUAUCCAACCAUCGACGGAAAACCCCCAAAAGUGCCACAAGAGAAACCCCAUAAAAAAUACCCCAAAGAGGAUGCGAAGAAAGAUCACUACAACAACAUUUUCACUGGCAACGAACAAUCUGCGCCCGGUGACCAAAAGUACGAGUAUGGGGGCUACGACGAUGCACCGAAACCCGCUACACUGGGAGUGCAGCGUCCAGGGCCACCCGGAUAUUACGGUCCGGAAAUUAAACCCGGCUACAACGAUUACAAUCCAUACAUCCACGUAGGCGGUCCCCCAGGAACCGUACCGUUACCGCCCGGAGGUCAGUUGCCGCAUCAUCCGCUGGAUAAGCAACUGAUCAACGCGUUAGGGCCGAACCCCCAGAGCAUUCCACCCAACAUUCGCAUCGAACAAUUGCUUCAGCAAAUUCAUGCCCAAGACCCCAAUCCUGGCCCCAUCCUGCACGGUCAAAACAUCAACAGCAAUCCUUACCCGCAUCAACAUCAACCGAUUGUACCACCCCAGACAACUCAUCAAACGGCGGCCGCCGCCAACGGUAUCAACUACAAUCAGUACGGUGAGCCGUUAGACAUUGGACCUCCGCCACAUCCCGCACAACAAGCACCAGGUCCUAAUCUAGGUUUUCCCUCGCUGCAAACCGAUCUGAAGGUGCUAGCAAUGGAUGCGAUCGAUCCCAACACGGUGCGCGUCAUCUUCAUUGUCCCACAGGUGUUUGUCGGCCUGCACGGCCGAGUCGAGCUGCGGUACACGCGCACGCGAAACAACGAUACUUCAACCUGGCAGGCACAGGUGUUUGCCCCACCGGACGAUCUAAUCGCAACGUCCCAACUGGAAUUCGAGCUGCCCGGUUUGGAUCCAAACACCGAGUAUCGGGUGAAGAUUACGUUAGUCUUGCGUGACGUAAACUCGCAACCAUCUAGUCAAAUAUACACCGUUCGCACACCGUCCGAUCGGGUGAUCACACCACCGCCGCUAAUUAACACCGAUUUGCACUAUCCCCAUUUGGGUCACCCAACCAAUUUCCUCAAGGAGAUUAUCCAAGAUCCGGUGCUGAGGGCAAACGACGUCAACUCGACUUGGGCCAAAAUAACCUGGCGCAAACUGGACGACGAGGAGUUAGACUAUGUGGAUGGUAUUCAGCUUCGCUACAAAGAGAUCGACGGAAUGGUGUACGAUGCAACUCCACUGAUUCACCGAGCGCUCAGUGAAUAUACGGUAGAAAAUCUGAAGCCCCAGACUCGCUACGAAAUGGGAAUAUUUUUCAUUCCUUUCCCUGGGCACGGGGAAGAGGUGCGCGCUGGAGAGAUGCUGCAGUUCACUACGGCCCAACGGGUCGACAUGUACGGAUUCGAGGUGGUGGUCAAUGUCAGUAAGGUAAAAGCCAGCAGCGUCGAGGUAAGCUGGUCCGGUGUGCCUUAUCCGGAAGAUAAGUACAUCAACAUAUAUCGAGCUAUCUACCAGAGUGAUAGCGGAAAAGAGGACUCGAGUGUUUUCAAGGUAGCUAAGCGUGAUUCUACCACGGGAACGCUUAUUAUGGAGCUUAAACCUGGCACCCGGUACAGGCUUUGGCUUGAGAUGUACCUAACAAACGGAAGUAUAAAGAAAAGUAACGUAGUAAACUUCAUCACGAAGCCCGGUGGACCUGCGAUACCUGGAAAAGCUGGAAAAUUGUCGGUAGCGGGCUCUGAAGCCUUACCGGGAGACUACUACGGACCGCUAGUGGUGGUGGCGGUGAUAGCAUCCCUCGCUGUGAUGUCCACCCUGAUACUGCUUCUCAUACUCACCAGAAGGCGAGUACAAAGUGCCACAAUCACACCGCCACGCAAAAACGAGGUUUCCUACGAUAACCCUAGCUAUAAAGUAGAGAUUCAACAAGAAACGAUGAAUCUGUAA